Molecule: messenger RNA, 1035 nt
Organism: Alnus glutinosa
Lineage: Eukaryota; Viridiplantae; Streptophyta; Magnoliopsida; Fagales; Betulaceae
Product: protein neprosin-like
Exons: 6
Coding region: 1-1035 (344 amino acids)
Source: RefSeq, a predicted model, not a curated record
AUGGAAAGCAAAGAGUUAAUUAAGCCUAAAGGAACUGUCAAAACUAUUGAGGGUAAGGAGGGUGACGUAAUAGAUUGUGUAGAUAUCUAUCAACAACCUGCUUUCGACAGUCCAUUACUUAAGAAUCAUACGAUACAGAUGGAACCCAGCUCAAUUCCAAAUGUAACAAACAGAGAAUUCUCCAAUGCUGAGUUGUUUCAAGGUUGGCUUGAGGAUGGACAAUGCCCUAAAGGAACAAUCCCAAUUAGACGUGCACGAGAAUUUGAUGCACACCAUGGUAUACCCCCAAUUGCGCAUCGGAAAAAGCUUAAUAUUAGCCUUGAUUAUGAUUAUAAUCGUGGUCAUGAGUAUGCCGUAGUUGAUCUGCGUGGUGGCAACUACUAUGGAGCACAUGCAUCAAUUAACGUAUGGAACCCUGCGACAUAUAAUGGGGAAAUUAGCAUUGCUCAAAUAUGGCUUGCAUCAGGUCCUAGAGACCUACUAAACACCAUUGAAGCUGGAUGGAAGCGUGAUGGGUACCAAAGAACUGGGUGUUACAAUCUUGACUGUCCUGGUUUCGUGCAAGUAAACCGUAGAUUUGUAAUUGGUUCUCCCAUAAAGCCUUUUUCAAGCUACAAAGCGAAGCAAUACGAGAUAGGAAUAACCAUAUACAAGAAUAAAGGAAAUUGGUGGCUACAAGUGCAAGAUCAAGUACUUGGAUACUGGCCUCACUUAAUCUUCACAAGAUUAGCAACCAGUGCUACCGGAGUUAGCUGGGGAGGAGAGAUUUACAACAAAGGCCAAGGGGGUCAUCACACAUCAACUCAAAUGGGGAGUGGACAUUUUCCGACUGAAGGAUAUGGAAAAGCAAGUUAUUUUCGCAAUAUUCAAUAUAUGGAUUAUACAGGCAGAUUCAAUGACCCUGAUCAGGGAUUGGUAGCAUAUGCAACGAAACCUUCGUGCUAUAGUAUAAGUGUUGCCAACAAUAAGAAUGGAGGCUAUGGAACCCAUUUCUUUUUUGGAGGUCCUGGGUAUUCGGCAAUAUGUCCGUCUUAG